CGUAAUAAUAUAAUCGUCGAAUAAAUAACAUAACAUAACAAUCAAAAUUGUCGUCAUCGUCGUCAUUGUAUCAUUUGACGGGUGAUUGGGUGAUUGGUGGGUGACGGUUAAGGGGGUGAAGAGGAGGAGGAGGAGGAGGUUUCGUGACGUAGUAGAAUAGUAAUAGUAGUAGUAAAAGAGGAAGUGGAGGAAGAAAAGAAGAAGGAGGAGGAGGAGGAGGAGGAUGGAGGUUCGCGGCGCACCCGCGAGUGAAGAAGCGGGCACCGGGACUCCUUCACCGGUUCCACCACCUUCGUCGUCGUCGUCUUCCUCGACGUCUGCAAUUUCAGCGUCGGCAUCGGCUUCGGCAUCGGUUUCGGCCGUGGUUUCGUCAAUUUCGGCAUCGGUGUCAUCGGUUUCGUCGGGUUUGGUGUCCUCGGGUUCGGGUUCGGUGUCGGCAUCGUCAACGUCAAUUGCAGCGACGGUGGCGCCAUUGCCGGUAAUUGCAGCGUCAACACCGGCAACUAAUUGCGCGGCAAUGCCCGUCGCCGCGACGCACGGCGUCGCAAGUCCCCCUCAACAGACACCCCCGGCUGUCAUCGCAGCGGCCAUCGCCACUGCCACUGCCACCGCUGUUCCUAAGAUUUUCAGCAGGAACGUCAACGGAACUCUCGUACAAACGUCAGUCCCACAAAACGAAGCUGAAUUGCAAUUGUAUCGAGUUAUGCAGCGAGCUUCUUUACUCGGAUAUUACGAUACUCUACUGGAAAUGGGUGGGGACGACGUUCAACAAUUAUGCGAUGCUGGUGAAGAAGAGUUCCUCGAAAUUAUGGCAUUGGUCGGCAUGGCAAGCAAACCUCUUCACGUACGAAGACUUCAGAAGGCUCUUCAGGAGUGGCUCACCAAUCCCUCUCUUUUUCAAACACCAGUCGUACCAUCAACCGGGACAUGUAAAAAUCCACCAGCGGUCGUUGGUUUCCCUUGUGCCAGUCCUCGUGCACAAGUACAAGUUCCACAAGUGCCACAAGUACCACAACAAGUCGCUGUUUUCUCAACGACAUCGUCUACCAGUGUUACUACCACGUCAACCAUGCUUCCAUGUCGUAGUGUCAGUCCUAUUGUUUCGGUUACUAGCGUAGCAGCAUCAGCUGGUUCUACGACUUAUAGGCAAACACCGAGUCCCGGUUCAUCGAUAUUACCAGUCGCGGCAUCCUACAUACCACCGACUUCCCACAGUCCUGGUGUACUUCAAGUUGGCACCUGUGAAUCUUCCUGCGGCAGUGGAACUACCCCGAGUCCUAGUGGCACCUGUGCACCAGCUAGUCCAACUCAAUUAACACCUACUUUGUUACACUCACAAAUACAACGGCUUGCUGAAGCUGCUGAGAGACUUGCUGCUACGAUCAGACCGGUCGAUCCUAAACCUCAUAACGUUAAAAAGAAAUUUUGUAAAAAUCUCGAAUUGGUCAUGGCAAUGCCAGACAAUGAUCCACGUAGAAUGGAAGAGAUUAGAAAGUAUGCAGCAAUUUAUGGUAGGUUUGAUUGUAAAAGAAAACCUGAGAAACCUUUGACGUUACACGAGAUCUGCGUGAACGAGGCUGCAGCACAGAUAUGCAGGUUCGUACCAGCACUUUUGACCAGGAGGGACGAACUAUUUCCAUUGGCACGUCGAGUGGUACGAGAUUCCGGUUAUCAUUAUGUUAAAAGUCAAUAUUUGUCAAUGUCCUCAGCGAGGCAACGUGAAAAUGGUGAGGAGAACGAGUUAGAGCGAGGUAAACGAAGAAAGCUCGAACUCGAGGGUGAGGCCGAGGACGCGAUGCAGGAAGAGUUGGAUUUACGAUGUUCCGUCAAUGAAGUUAAUAACAGUGGCAUCAGAAGACACGGCUCUUCGAGUCCAGUUUGGAGGAAGAAGAGUAAUAACGGAGUAUUUGGUAGUAACGUUGAGGAAAUCAGCGAUUCGGAUAGUCAAUUUUCAUUUUCCAAUGAAGAAUCAUCGUCGAUGCAUUCAUUUCGUAUCGUAUUUCAGGACACCAUAGACGCAGAAACGGAAAAUACGGACAAGGAAAACGAUUUCAAUUUAAAAGUUAUAGCAUCUCGCGGAGAUAACAUAAUAGCUGUUGCAAAUCCUGCCUUGAUGGAAUGUGGUCAUCCAAUAAAAGAAGAGCCCGCUGAUGAAAAACCUACGCUGUGAUAUUAUUAUAAUAAUCUUGUAAUGAUAAUUGAUCGAAACGAAAUCAUGUUGUUGUUGUUUCUUUCAUGAUUAUUACUCAAUAUUAUUUGUUCACGCGGAACAUUCAAACACAUCAUUGUAGUUUCAUUGGAUAUUAUGAUUCCUGCAAUUGUUAGUGUCAUUGCUAUCAACAUAGUUGAUGAUUAUUAAUAAUAAUAAUGAUGAUGAUGAUAAUGAUGAUGAUGAUGAUGCUUGGUUACAGAAAUGUAUCAGGUUGAAUGCAAGAAAAAAAAUAAUAAGAUUACUUCUUCCAAUUAGUCGACAUCGUUAUAAUACGAUUCGACAAUGAGAGAUUUUGAGACAAUUGUCGCUUGUUAUCUAGUUUUAGUAUUAAAUUCAUAUUAAUAAAUAAAUAAAUAAAUAAAUAAAUAAAUAAAACAAAUAAAUACUCGCACAUCGUAUUAUGGCAUUUUUAGGAAAUUUAUAGACUGUAAAACUAGCGCGUUAAGACUUGAUAACAAAAAAAAAACAACACACACACAAAUAAAAUGCUAUUCGUCGAUGUACAAGAUAUUAAAAAA
Polistes dominula (European paper wasp) is the source of this 2730-nucleotide messenger RNA. RefSeq names its product NGFI-A-binding protein homolog (gene nab). NCBI's taxonomy places the organism in Eukaryota, Metazoa, Arthropoda, Insecta, Hymenoptera, Vespidae. Gene Ontology annotation, molecular function: transcription coregulator activity; transcription factor binding. Gene Ontology annotation, biological process: negative regulation of DNA-templated transcription. The record is from RefSeq and is a predicted model, not a curated record. Gene Ontology annotation, cellular component: nucleus.